AUGGGGAUGGCGGUAGAAGGUGGCUGGGGGGGAGACAGGGGACACGGGGGUGACGCUCGCCUCUCCUCGCAGCUGAAGUGCCAGGGAGAGCCGUUCAGCAGCGAGACCGACAAGCUCUGCAACCCCAGCGGUGUCUUCUUCCCCGCUUUCCGCGUCAACCGGACGAGCGAGAGGAAGGAGGUCAUGGUGGCCAUGUACAAGCUCUUCGCCUUCCUCAACGCCUCAUUGGGGAACAUCACACGCGACCAGGAGGAGCUCAACCCCACGGCCAAGGAGCUCCUUGACCGCCUCCACAACACCACCAAAACCACCCGGGGCCUCAUCUCCAACCUCACCUGCCUCCUCUGCAAGAACUAUAACAUCUUCCAGGUGGACGUCAGCUACGGCGAGAGCUCCAAAGGCAAAAGCGCCUUCAAGAAGAAGCAGCAGGGCUGCCAGGUGCUCAGGAAGUACGUGCAGGUCAUCGCCCAGGCGGCCCGUGUCCUUCUACCUCAUCUCGGACCCCCAUGA
Molecule: messenger RNA, 510 nt
Organism: Tauraco erythrolophus (red-crested turaco)
Lineage: Eukaryota; Metazoa; Chordata; Aves; Musophagiformes; Musophagidae
Source: RefSeq, a predicted model, not a curated record